Messenger RNA from Biomphalaria glabrata, 1932 nucleotides. RefSeq names its product E3 ubiquitin-protein ligase rnf168-like. The transcript is spliced from 5 exons. The coding region runs from base 218 to 1090 and encodes 290 amino acids. Gene Ontology annotation, molecular function: ubiquitin-protein transferase activity; nucleosome binding. NCBI's taxonomy places the organism in Eukaryota, Metazoa, Mollusca, Gastropoda, Planorbidae. Gene Ontology annotation, biological process: double-strand break repair. Gene Ontology annotation, cellular component: site of double-strand break; nucleus. The record is from RefSeq and is a predicted model, not a curated record.
GGUUCAUUUUCACUUUGUAAAAUAGCGGUUAUGUAAACAUUCAUCAUUCGCUCUUCUUCCCUCCCCCAUUUCACAACUGCCAUAAUAGUCUCUCAACAUGUUUUUGCUCUAUUACAAAUCUUGUCCAAUUUUCUUUUGCAAUGCUGUGUUCUAUUUAUAAUUAAAUAUGCUUUAGAUUGCUCCGGUGAUUGCUACUACACAAUGUGACUCUUCCAAAAUGACGCAGACACCUGGCGAACCAAGAAUUCCUUUUAAAGGGAAAAAAAUGCUCUCUGAAUCUGAGUGCAUGUGCCCAGUAUACAUUAGCUUACUCAUCCUACCUGUAACGUUCCCCUGCAAUCACUCACUGUGUUUACAAUGUUACAAGGAAACAGUGGAAAAAGCCAACCUCUCAUGUCCAGUCUGCAGGAAGCGCAUUUCAGUUUGGGCCAGAAAAGCUGCCAAGGAAAAUAAAUUGAUAAACAUGGAAAAGUGGAAAGACAUCAAAGAGACCUUCCCUGAAAAAGUGAGGCGCAGGCUGGAAGCCAGUGAAGAAAGCAACAGUGAAGAUGAGGAAGAUGAUUUUGAAGCCCAGGAAAGAAGACAAAUUUCCUGUCCUGGAGAAAUCAGACAAGAAUAUGAAGCUGCUAUCCAGCAGAUUCAGCAAAAAAAGGACGAACAGGCAAAGAAAGAGGAGGAGGCCAGUAAAGUACUGUUUGAAGCUCUGCAACAGGAAGAAUUUUUCUCAGAGAAAGUGGAAAUAGAAGAGAAAGCACUGAUGCUUGAAAAGAAAAAGUCUAAAAAAAAUAGCCUCUUUCUGAAUCCAGUUGUCAGAUUAAAGAAGUGUUUAGAAGCAGAGGAUAUAGUGUUGAGUUGGAGAGCUAACAACUGUCAGCCUAACACUGAAACUUUCCAUGACUCUUCACAACUCACAGAAAACAGAUCAGCUAUACCUGCUGGCAAUAGUUCAGAAAAGACUGAUGACCUUAGGUUUGUAACAAAAUUACAAGAAUUUUUUGACUUAAUGGAUAAAAAAAGAAUUGUGGUGGAUAGGUCAAAAGGAUCCAGAAAUGAAUAUACAUUGCGUAGAAAGCAUAAAUGUGAUGAGUGACUGUUACAUUGUGUUGUUGAUUGUUAUAUGUUGGGUUGAGUUGUUUUUUUUAUGUUUUAGUAAUGUUUUUGUUGUUGGCUACUUUCUUUUUGAUACUGUCACAUGACCCAUAACAGUCUGACCUUUUGCACUUACCUAUACUAUUGAAUGACAUCGUCAUACAAAAUAACAAUUUAAAAGAAAGAAUAAUUAUAAGUUAUGUUCUUUAUCAGCCUCUAGGCAUCAAUUUAUUGUUUACGUCCAGAAUGUACAGAAUGCUGUGUAAACAUAUGAUGUUAUUCUAAACAUAGACUUAUUGUUCUUGAGUUGUUGAUUCCAAGUGCUUCCUAUUCUAUCUAGAUCACAUGUUUUUGAAUUAUAUUGGUCUAUAUAUAUAUAAAUAUACAUUACAAUUUAUUGAUGAUUCUAUUUAUCCAUCAUUUGAAACCUUUCAUUUACUUUUUUUUACUGCUAAUUAUCAAACAAAAUGUCUAGAUUACAUGUAUGAUCUUUGCAUAGUCUAUGCCAAACAUUUACCCUGUAUUGUCAUGUUAUAUUUGAUAUUUUCAUGUAUUAACUUACUGCCAAAGCCUUAAAGAGAAAUACAUUCAUUAAUCUCUGAAGGUAAAUUUAGCAUUAUUUGCUAAAACUUUGCAAAAAAAACAACACUAUUUGAAAAUUAUUUGAAAAUGUCUAAUUUUUUUUUUUUAAACUUUAGCAAGCAUUGUUUAUUAGAAUACUAUCAGACUUAAUCAAAAUACAUUUUCUUAAACUAAAUUGAACUAAAACUUUGACAGCACAUUGAUUAAAAUGUAACAGACUUUGUUUUUGUCAUGCCUUGUAAUAAAAGCCUUAAUGACAAA